AUGCGGGAAGCGAAGCUGGAACCAAACAUCGUCGGCGUGGAUUAUGUGGUGCUCUCGCCGACGAGCAAGUGCAUUAUGGAGAUCGAGGAGCAGCGACAAUUGUGGGCGCGGGAGCGCCCUGGCCGUGUCGCCCAGCCGUUCGUCCAGCGCUUGGCGCGGCUGGCGGCCUCGAUCGAGGAGCACGGUGCGGUGGCCAAGGAUUGUGAGACGGAGGCCCAGACGGACUUCGAGAAGGAGGGGGCUGCCCAGCUACCAGCCGUGGGGGCCCUCCCCCCUGCGGCUGAGGGCUUUGAGGGAAGGGGAAGUGCACGUGCAGGCGAGCAGCUUGGUGCCGCAGAGGGAGGACCCCUUGCCCUCUCUCGCCGCCCCGUCGUGGAUCCCGCGGGGACUCCCCGUCGAUCCUGGCGAAGGCCGCUUGUUCGGCUGCAGUGA
Molecule: messenger RNA, 432 nt
Organism: Prorocentrum cordatum
Lineage: Eukaryota; Dinophyceae; Prorocentrales; Prorocentraceae
Source: the annotation of a GenBank genome assembly